Molecule: messenger RNA, 1233 nt
Organism: Fusarium fujikuroi IMI 58289
Lineage: Eukaryota; Fungi; Ascomycota; Sordariomycetes; Hypocreales; Nectriaceae
Exons: 8
Coding region: 1-1233 (410 amino acids)
Source: RefSeq, a predicted model, not a curated record
AUGGAGACUACACUUCCUCAGUAUAGUACCCAAGAUGCACCACCAUCCUAUGAGGAUGUCGUGAAAAAGUUCACCGCCGCUCUCGGUGAUGGGAAAGACCCUGAGAAGAUACUAGACGCAGCAAACGCGCUCAACCUGGCGGACUGCAAAGUAGUUUUCGAUAAGAAUGGAGGCAACCCUCCGCCUUUUGUUGAGGAAAAGGACAGAGACAAAUUCCAUCUAGGUGCUGAGAAGGCUGCUUCUUUGCCUAUUGCCCAAGGACACCUCAAAGAAAGGGCGCAAACAGCUUCGCAGGCUGUCAAGGACAUUGAGGGGAUUUUUCACCAGCUUCUUCUCGAAAUCAUGAAGAUUGACCAAAUCCACAAGUCUGAUUUCAUUCCAGAGCUUAGAAAGCAUAAGGAGACUUUCUCGAAGCUCAUCCAGGAAAGUCGUCUUUUAGCAAGGGAAAUCAGCCAAUAUGGCAAGCAGUUUGAUGAAGUGACAAUUGAGUUCUGCGCUGAUAAGGACAUAUCUGUCCAAGAUCGGAUAAAGCGAAUUCAGCGCUUCAUAGAGGAAGCAAAGAAAUUCCAGACAGCUUCUGACGCUAUGCAAGACCGGUUCACGAAGCUACACGAUGACUUUACUGUAUUCGUCGGCAAGUUCGUGUCUUGGGCUGAAAAGAAAGAGGGGGAAUUGGAUAAAAAGGUGACUAAGCUAAUCAAGGAAAUUGGUGACCUCAAGGGUCGCAUUACCAAGGUCAUUUUGUCUAUGGUUGCUGUUGGAGCGGGUGGCACAACACUCGGCAUGUUUCUGGCUGUGGGUGGGUUCCUCGCCCCUGGCCCGUGGAGCUUGUUCUUGAUUGGAGGUGGCCUUAUUCUGGCUGGUCUGAGCGCCGCUGCUUGCAUCGGCUUGAUUGCUACCUGGAUGAUAUUGUCGAAUGAGCUGAAGCAAAAGGAGAAGGAGAAAAAGCAGUACGAAGACCAGAUAAAGCAUAUCCAACAGGCUCGGUCCCAGCUUGUAUCACUGGGCAAAGAAGAUCUUGCCAUCUUCUCGGAAAAGAUCAGCUUUCUCAAGGGAUAUUGGACUAAGGCAUCUUCCGAUGCGGUGGAGAUUGAAGGAUGGCUCAAGGGUGGAGCAGACGAUGCAAAGUACCCUAAAUAUAUGGAGAGAAGUUUGAAAGAGGGCGUUAAGAUCUAUAAAGCUCUUUCAACCUAUUUAGAUGAGUACUCUCGUGGCAUUGAGUCGGAUGAAUAG